CGGGAGGUCGUCGCUGAACCCGCCCAGCUUUUGGAGGCGGAGAAGCGAGGGGGGGAAAGGAGGAUGCCGCGGCUGCCCGGAGCCUUCUUGAGGCGGCGCUGUGACUGACUCGCCCUCCUGUCUGUUUUCCCCUAUCCCGAGACCGCCGCAGGAGGAGGAAAGGAGAACAGGGAGCGGCCGCUGAGGAGAGAGGCGUUGAGCGCGGGGAAGGCUGAGGCAGAGACUCCAUGAGCGGCGCUUGCCUCUCCUCAGGGCAGCGCCGCCCUUGCUCUCCCCAGCCCCGGUAGCGCGGACGGUGCCGCCGGGCCCCGGGCGCUGAGGGGGGCGGCAUGUCGUCUCCGACGUGGCUGAGCUGCCGCCUGGCGCUGCGCUUGGGCUCCGGGUGGCCGGGCGGCUCCUCCUCCUCCUCCUGCUUCUCCGCGCUGGCUUCCCGACUGUGCCUCCAGACGCCGCCGACGACGCGGAGGCCCCUCGGCAGCUGCUGCUGCCUCCUUCGCCGCCGCUGCCUCAGCACCUUCCGACGCGGCCCCAGCCCCGAAGACAGACCCCGGCUCCUGCCUUCCUCCUCGCCCUCCUCCUCCUCGGGCUUGCCCCGGUGGCUGGGCACCCACCCCAAGAAGGAGCCCAUGGAGGCGCUCAACACGGCGCAGGGAGCCCGGGACUUCAUCUACAGCCUUCACUCCACCGAGCGCAGCUGCCUGCUGAGGGAGCUGCACCGCUUCGAGUCCAUCGCCAUCGCCCAAGCAUCCAGAUUUCCUAAACCACUGGUACCAUUUGAGAUGCCAAUGAAGCAGGUAGCACCACCAGAGCCAACUAGUACCUGGGAGAAAUUGGAGGUUGCACCACCAUCUACUGGACAGCUGAAACAUGUGUUCUUCCACAAUGCAGUACCUUUUGUAGGAUUUGGAUUUUUUGAUAAUGCAAUCAUGAUUGCUGCGGGCACACAAAUAGAACUAUCAAUAGGAAUUGUGUUUGGAAUUUCUACUAUGGCAGCUGCUGCCUUGGGAAAUCUGGUCUCGGACUUAGCUGGAUUGGGACUUGCAGGUUAUGUUGAAGCUGUGGCCUCCAGGUUGGGCCUCUCCAUUCCUGAAUUAACACCCAAACAAGCUGACAUGUGGCAAACACGUCUUAGUGCACAUUUUGGUAAGGCUAUUGGAGUGACCAUUGGCUGCCUUUUAGGAAUGUUUCCAUUGUUCUUCUUGGAAGAUAAAGAAGAAAAAAAACUGGAAGGACAAAAAUAAUCUUUUUACAAUGCUUAAUAUAAAUAUAUAUAUAUACAUAUAAACUAAUGUACCUCAGUUAUACAACUAUGCUGUCGAAAUAUUUAGGAUUUAGCAGGCAGUAAUAAUGUAUAGAAUGGGGAACAAAACAGCAUGCUCUUUUAUGGAAACACUAACUUAUUGUGGCUUUGUCUUAGUACAUCUUUUUAUAAGGGGUUUUCCUUUUUUAAAUGUAAAGUGUUGACGUGUGUGUUUCACUUACACUGGCAGUUGACUUUACUUCCCCUCCCCUUCUUUGCCUGUAUCCUUGACCAGGAUUACUAUUUUUAAUUGCCUGCCAUCAGUGUACUGUAUGGGUCUUGGUUUUGCAUAUUUACUUAGCAUAUGAAAAUGCAUGACACAAGUUGCCCUUGCUGCUCAUCAGACCCUUCAGUCCAGACUUUUAGUAAAGCUAGGUGACAGGUGGCUUUAGGAGAUAUCAUGUCUUGGCUCACUUGUGGCUUUUAUUUGUCCUGAAUCACUAGUUGCACACUAUGUGCCUGAAACAAGAACUUGAAAAUAGUGUCUGAUAGAGAUUUGUUGAACCAGUGAAGCAAUUACAGUGACUGUGUGAAGCCACUUCUAGGUUGGUUACAUUUUCAGGUGCUGCCUCAGUCUCAAAAUUCCGUAGACUCUGUUCAGAAUGUGUCCCUAUUUAGGGUUGCGUAGAUCUGGGGAGUCAUAAAAGUUGGGAUCUCAGUAGCUCACUGCAGUGCAAUUAGACUAUAAUGAGAAAAAAAAGUUGGUAGUGGUUGCCCAGUGGCUGGAUUUGGAAAGCUGUGCAAAACAUCUUGCCUCUUUGGAAAAUCAUGUCAGUCUCCUUACUUGGCUUUUCAGUCCUGAGCCCUGUCACCCAGUUUUGUGUUGUGUGUUUUGCAACAGUAUUUUUGAAAGUCAGGCUUAGUUCCAUUUGGCAUGUAUGUGCUGCUAUCAUUCCUUGCCUCCCCGCUCUUGCCAAAAAGAAGAAACACACAAACGUAAUUUCAAUCUGUCUGAACUUCAUUCCUGAAUUCAAGGCAUUUGGGAAACCCGCAACAAGAUAAAGGUUCUGUUAGUUGCUGAAAAGCAAUAUGGUCUUAUACAAUACUGUGUUCACUUGAUGAGCAGAGGCAGAGAAAAAGCAGCAUAGAGUGCAAGUGACCAAGGGAAUGGUGUUAAGAUAAGUCUAGGAGAGUCUAGGAUGAGAAUAAAGUAAGGUUGGAUAUUGAAAGGAUGUUGUCUUUUAAUUUGUGUUGCCUUCAGUGUGAAACAGAUUUCAGUGUGCCACUUCUGCUUUAGGAAUUCAAAAGUAAUAGUUUUAGUGUCCUUGUCUCUUUGAAUACUAACUGGGUAGGAAUGCUAAUCUGGAUGUGUCUCAAAUGCCUUUUGAUUGUCUAAAUUUGACUUGAUCUGGAUGAAUGGAUCUUCUGUUCAGAAUGUAACUUACAGAAAUAAAGAAGUUUACUUUUAUUAGAAGUAUAUAAGGGAUUUCUUUCCAUUUUGCUUCAUUGAUUUUCUGGUCCUGCUUUGUGUGUGAUAUCUGAAGUGGAAACUAUUAAUCUUUUCCAUGUUAGAAAUGACGAAUUUAUAACUUGAGCUAUAGCACUGAAUAUCCAACUUCCUAAAAUAGAACAAAUAGCACAAUUAAGAAUGAAUGUCUAACUGUAGAAAAACAGUGAGACCUUGUACCACCAUUUUAUAACUUUUUUCAUUUUGGUAUCCUAGAUUUUGUUUUUCCUACAGACAGGCAUUACAUUAUGGAGCCAUAGCUUGUUUGUAGCUGUAAGAUGUGGAAGAGAGGCUGCCAGGAACAUGGAUUUGCAACCCUAUUCCUAUAUCUUUGGGAAUUGACAUGUUCAAGCUGCAAUCUCAAGGAUGCAUACAUAGAAACAUAGAAUCAUAGAAACGCAGAGUUGGAAGGGGCCUACAAGGCCAUCAAGUCCAACCCCCUGCUCAGUGCUGGAAUCCACCCUAAAGCAUCCCUGACAGGUGGUUGUCCAGCUGCCUCUUGAAUGCCUCUAGUGUGGGAAAGCCCACAAAUCACAUUGAAAUCAGUGAGACUUACUUCUGAGUAAGCAUAGUAAGGAUUGAGCACAUAAUUUUAAUUGUGAACUGCCCAGAGAGCCUCGGCUAUUGGGCAGUAUAAAAAUAUAAUAAUAAAUAAAUAAAUAAUUCAGUAAGACUGUUCUAGAGUAGCUAGCUUUGGAAUCUGACUUUCAUCCCUGUAUCACAGGUUGUCAACUGAUAAUGAAAAAGCUGCUUGGCUUGCUCUUGUGUCUUUAACAGAAACUUGAUCUGCAGAAAUCAGUAGGUGAAACUUUCCAUUGCAUGCAGAUACAUUACCACCUGCUAAUGUGGUGCUUACCUUUUUAAAGCCCUGUAUAACUUGAAACCCAACAACUGAAGGACUUUCAUCUUCCACAUGUAUCUGCCUGUACAUUAAAUAGUCUUCCAAAGCCCUUUUCCAGCUGCUUCUGCCUUCAGAAGUUAGGUAAGGGGAUGCUGUAGAAAGGGCCUCUUGGGUUGUGACAAUCCACCUUUGAAAUGUCCUCUCAACAAAGCUCCCCUGGUGUUUACAGUUUGGUCUUUCAAAUGCCACACCUUUGUAUUUUAUUAGAUCUUUUACUUUCUUGUUGGUUAUAGUUGCAGCUAUUUGUGUUUUACUGUUGUAAACUGAUUUGAUAGUUUUAUCUUUUUCUUUUAGAUUUUUAGCUGCCCUGAGAAUAUUCAUACUUAAUAGUGGGGUUAAAACAUAUCCAAAAUGGCCUGCACAUCAUGCUUAUGUUAAAGGUACAGCUAUAGAGGUUAGUUGAAAAGUUGGCAACCCAAGCAAAAGCUGUCUACAAAUUACCACAUAGCAGUAUUUCUAAAUGUACUUAAGGAUUAAUGAAUAUAAUAAAGAGAUCUGCACUCUUAUCUUGCCAUUCCAAACUAAAUACACGUCUUGAGAGACCUAAAUUCCUUGCUUAGUUGUAAAAUAAUGUGCUCUAUCUUCUGCUGUCCUCUAACAGUUUGAACUUUCUGCUUAAAUCAUGAUUUUAAUAAGAGAAUGGCCAUCCUCUAUAAUGACUACUCUCUUAUUAUAUUAUACCUUCUAGGUGAAUGGAACUCUGCUGAUAUGCUGAUAACCUAGAUGUGGCUUGGCUUUCAGGGUCAGACUAGUUGUUUGGCAGCAGACCUCAGCAUAAAUAAGAAUCCCAAGCACCUAAAAAGGGAUGAAUGGGAGGCCAUGGUCUGGAAGGAGAAGCUGGAAUCCUUAAACUACCCCCUGGCCUGCCCCAGUGCUUCUCCCAUUCAACACUGCCUUUCUCCAGGAAGAGUUCCCACACACAUGCUUACAACAUAUGGGAAGAGCAGGGAGAUGACAGCUCAAUGAAUCCCCAGAUUCAGUGUCAAGCGGUAAAGAUAUGGGGCUUGCUGGAAUUGAUCCUAUAUGGUUUCAAACAGUUGCGUAUUGGGUAUUGAAUGUUGAGCAUACAUUUAAUAGUUCUGGCUUCAACUCCUAUUGAAGUAACUUGCUGAGUGUUCUAAAAUACAAAAAGUGCUUAUGGUUCCCCCGCCCUCCAUGUCUUCCUGAUAUAUAUGGUAUUUGUGUGGUGAUAAAACAUCCAGGCAGUAAUCAACUGUGUGUCACUUGACCUGGCAGGCUGACUGGAGCACCUAAAUUUUUAUCCCAUACUUUUUGUUGAAGGGGGAACCAAAACAAAAACCAAAUGUCAGCUGUUGCAAUAGUCUGCAUUUUUGAAUUCUAUCAAGUUCAGUUAGUACUGUUUAUUGGUUUGUGCAUGUAAAAUUAAGUGCAUUUUCUUGAUACUGUACGACAAAUUAUUGUACUGCAACCAAUAUUUUUAACAAAAAUAUGAACUAAAUCUUACAAAAAUGUG
Molecule: messenger RNA, 5122 nt
Organism: Elgaria multicarinata webbii
Lineage: Eukaryota; Metazoa; Chordata; Lepidosauria; Squamata; Anguidae
Gene: TMEM65
Product: transmembrane protein 65
Exons: 8
Coding region: 330-1241 (303 amino acids)
Biological process (GO): cardiac ventricle development; regulation of cardiac conduction
Cellular component (GO): mitochondrion
Source: RefSeq, a predicted model, not a curated record